Messenger RNA from Hordeum vulgare subsp. vulgare (domesticated barley), 956 nucleotides. RefSeq lists its product as uncharacterized. The record is from RefSeq and is a predicted model, not a curated record. Lineage: Eukaryota; Viridiplantae; Streptophyta; Magnoliopsida; Poales; Poaceae. Bases 1 to 744 code for a protein of 247 amino acids. Gene Ontology annotation, molecular function: calcium ion binding; L-serine O-acetyltransferase activity. The transcript is spliced from 6 exons. Gene Ontology annotation, cellular component: cytosol.
AUGAAGAAGGUGUUCUCCUGCUUCCACACAGACGGGGACGGCAGGAUCUCGCCCUCGGAGCUGGCGGCCAUGUCGCGCGCCAUCGCGCCGCCGGCCACCGAGUCGGCAGGGGGGCGGGAGGUGGCGUCCAUGAUGGACGAGCUCGACACCGACCGCGACGGCUACGUGGACCUCGGUGAGUUCACCGCCUUCCACGGCCGCGGCCGCGGGGAGCGCGAGCCAGACGCCGAGCUGCGUGAUGCCUUCGACGUCUACGACAUCAACGGAGACUGCCGCAUCUCCGACGCCGAGCUCAGCAAGGUCCUGUCCCGGAUCGGCGAGGGUCUGCUUGUUCUUGGUGUGUUGGUUGUGGUGUGGUUCAGCACCGGCUACAUCACCAUAAAGGACAAGGUGGUCACCGGCAUGCCCAUCAAGAUCGUCGGCGUUGCCGCUCUCACGGUCCUGCUAUUUUCUAAAGUCAUCUGGGCACUAUUAUACCUAAAGGGUUACCAUUCCUUGCAGUCCUAUAGGAUAGCUCAUGUAUUAUGGAAUCAAGGGCGUAAGGUUCUGGCGUUGGCGCUGCAAAGCCGUAUCAGCGAGGUUUUUGCAGUGGAUAUACACCCCGCUGCCAAAAUUGGGGAAGGAAUAUUGCUGGAUCAUGGAAUAGGUCUAGUCAUUGGUGAAACUGUUGUUGUUGGCAAUUGGGUUUCAUUAAUGCAGGUGCCAUGCAUCACACUCUUCUUGCUAUUUUUUAAUUUAAAAUAAAGUACUAUUCAAUACAAUUUUUAAUUCCAUCCACAGUUUAACUUCUUUUCCUUCUUGCUUGGUUGUUGGCCCUCUCACAAUAUCUUGUUUGCUAUAGUUUCAUUUGUCCUUGUGCAAAUAAUUGAAUAUUUCUUCCAUGUGCUUUUGCUAUAGUUUUUAUUUUAUUUAUGGGUUGAGGCCAGUAGUUGAUCUUUGUUCUCUCUCUCCGCCCA